Molecule: messenger RNA, 5066 nt
Organism: Salvelinus fontinalis (brook trout)
Lineage: Eukaryota; Metazoa; Chordata; Actinopteri; Salmoniformes; Salmonidae
Product: SUMO-conjugating enzyme UBC9-B
Exons: 7
Coding region: 156-629 (157 amino acids)
Biological process (GO): protein sumoylation
Cellular component (GO): nucleus
Molecular function (GO): SUMO conjugating enzyme activity
Source: RefSeq, a predicted model, not a curated record
CCUAGGCUAAAUUUCACUUUUUUUUUUUCAGGAGGGAAACUUCACUAGCCUAGCUAGAUUUGUCUCGAGUUAGAUUUAAAAAAUUUGGGCUACCCCAGUGUUCUUUUAUAAAUAUAGAUAGUGAUUUUUAUCACACUGAAGGGAGUCCUCACGUCAUGUCUGGUAUAGCCUUAAGUCGUCUUGCACAAGAAAGGAAGGCCUGGAGGAAAGACCAUCCUUUUGGGUUUGUUGCUGUCCCAACAAAAAACCCAGAUGGAACAAUGAACUUGAUGAAUUGGGAGUGUGCCAUCCCUGGAAAGAAGGGGACCCCAUGGGAGGGGGGCUUGUUUAAACUCCGAAUGCUCUUCAAGGAUGACUAUCCUUCUUCACCUCCCAAGUGCAAAUUUGAGCCCCCUUUGUUCCAUCCAAAUGUAUAUCCCUCUGGUACAGUCUGUCUAUCGAUUUUAGAGGAGGACAAAGACUGGAGGCCAGCCAUCACUAUCAAACAAAUAUUGUUAGGAAUCCAAGAGCUCCUAAAUGAACCAAAUAUCCAGGAUCCUGCACAAGCUGAGGCGUAUACAAUUUACUGCCAAAACAGAGUGGAAUAUGAAAAAAGGGUUCGAGCACAAGCCAAAAAGUUUUCUCCAUAAAGCUUCAAGACUACGCAAGAUUGAAAUUGGUUUGCUGAGGAUUUUGUCUCUGCCCCCUUUAUGUCUGCCUCCAACAAUGUCCAUUGCGCACCUAUUUCCUGCUGGACUGUUUUAAAACUGAAUGUGUGCCAUUUCUGUCCUUCACCCACAUACUGAUGCACCCCUUUGCUUUUUUUGACUCGGAAGUCCUGGAUUUGAAGGUGGACUAUGCCGCCACCACAAAGGAUUUUCCGUACUCCAACUGUGGUAUUUCUUUUUCAAGAGCUCACGCUCGUCAGAAAAGACUGUAUGAAAUGGGAGUCACUUCUGUUGAUUUUUAUUAAUGUAUUCAAUGUUAGAAUUAUUUUGCCUACGUUCUGAUAAAGAUAUAGAAAAACAAGCUUCAAUGAAUCCAUUCAAAGGUAGUUUAGUGUAUCUGCAUCAGACUCUGUUAAGUUGUUUUGGUCCAAAUAUUUAGAUUUAAAUAAAAAUGUUUGUACCAAGUUAGUGUUAAUACAUGUAGAUGGACUCAGUUCCAUCUUUCCCAAUGCAUUGUGUUGCCAGUUGAAUGCUUGUUACUCUUGAAGGUUGACUUUGGGUAAAAGUAACUGCUUUAGUUGGUGUACCUGAUCAAAUCACAAUCUUUCAAGGUCAUUUAAUGCUUAAAAACAAAUGCUUGAAUAUGCGCUUUUGCUAUAGAAGUGUCAUUUAUCAAUUGCUUCUGUCCAAAAAACAAAUUCUGUGAAAUGACAAUACAUACUGGAUGAGUUACUGGCUCGUUGAAGUCGGCAGUUUACAUAAACUAAACACGGAGCCUAAACCGGCUGUGCGCGUGCUCCAUCGUGCAUUAAUUUAUUUGGUCCCCCAAUACACCAAACGCGAUCACGACACGCAGGUUAAAAUAUCAAACCAACCUCUGAACCAAUUACGUUAAUUUGGGAACAGGUCAAAAAGCAUUAAACCUUUAUGGCAAUUUAGUUAACUUGCACUUGCUAGCUAAUUUGUCCUUGGAUAUAAAUAUUGAGUUAUUUUACCUGAAAUGCACAAGGUCCUCUACUCUGACAAUUUAUUCAUAUAUAAAAUGGUGAACCAAAUCAUUUCUAGUCAUCUCUCCUCCUUCCAGGCUUUAUCAUCUUUGUAUUUAUAUGGCGAUUGGCAUCUAAACUUUAAUAGUAUUACUACACUGACCGGCAACACACUUCGUCUUUCAAUCACCCACGUGGGUAUAACCAAUGAGAUGGCACGUGGGUACCUGCUUCUAUAAACCAAUGAGAUGGGAGAGGCAGGAUUUGCAGCGUGAUCUGUGUCGGAAAUAGAAAGGAGUUCUAUUUUAGCCCUUGGCGACGCUCGUUAAUACGCGCAAGCAGUGUGGGUGCAAUAAUUGAAUAACAUAGAUUUCUACAUUUAUUUUGCAACGCGCAUGCGCUGUGAACGGUGUGGUCAGCCUAUUAGGUAGGAGUCAUUAAAACUAGUUUUUCAACCACUCCACAAAUUCCUUGUUAACUAUAGUUUUGGCAAGUCGGUUAGGACAUCUACUUUGUGCAUGACACAAGUAAUUUUUCCAACAAUUGUUUACAGAGACUAUUUCACUUAUAAUUCACUAUCACAAUUCCAGUGGGUCAGAAAUUUACAUGCACUAAGUUGACUGCCUUUAAACAGCUUGGAAAAUUCUAGAAAAUGAUGUCAAGGCUUUAGAAGCUUCUGAUAGGCUAAGUGAUAUCAUUUGAGUCAAUUGGAGGUGUACCUGUGGAUGUAUAUCAAGGCCUACCUUCAAACUCAGUGCCUCUGCUUGACAUCAUGGGGAAAUCAGCGAAGACCUCAGAAAAAGAAUUGUGGCCCUCAAGUCUGAUUCAUUCUUGGGAGCAAUUUCCAAACGCCUGAAGGUACCACGGUCAUCUGUACAAACAAUAGUAAGCAAGUACAAACACCAUGGGACCAUGCAGCCAUCAUACCGCUCAGGAAGGAGAUGCGUUCUGUCUCCUAGAGAUGAACGUACUUUGGUGCGAAAAGUGCAAAUCAAUCCCAGAACAACAGCAAAGGACGCUGUGAAGAUGCUGGAGGAAACGGUGCAAAAGUAUCUAUAUCCACAGUAACACAAGUCCAAUAUCGACAUAACCUGAAAACCCGCUCAGCAAGGAUGAAGCCACUGCUCCAAAACCGCCAUAAAAAAGGCAGACUAUGGUUUGCAACUGCAUGUGGGGACAAAGAUCAUAUUUUUUUGGAGAGAUGCCCUCUGGUCCGAUGAAACAAAAAUAGAACUGUUUGGCCAUAAUGACUAUCAUUAUGUUUGGAGGGAAAAGGGGGAGGCUUGCAAGCCGAAGAACACCAUCCCAACCGUGAAGCAUGGGGGUGGCAGCAUCAUGUUGGGGUGCUUUGCUGCAGGAGGGACUGAUGCACUUCACAAAAUAGAUGGCAUCAUGAGGUAGGAAAAUUAUGUGGAUAUAUUGAAGCAACAUCUCAAGACAUCAGUCAGGAAUUUAAAGCUUGGUCACAAAUGGGUCUUCCAAAUGGACAAUGACCCCAAGCAUACUUCCAAAGUUGUGGCAAAAUGGCUUAAGGACAACAAAGUCAUGGUAUUGGAGUGGCCAUCACAAAGCCUUGACCUCAAUCCUAUAGAAAAUAUGUGGACCGAACUGAAAAAACUUAUUGUGGGAAACUUGUGGAAGGCUAGCCGAAACGUUUGACCCAAGUUAAACAAUUUAAAGGCAAUGAUACCAAAUACUAAUUGAGUGUAUGUAAACUUCUGACCCACUGGGAAUGUGAUGAAAGAAAUAAAAGCUGAAAUAAAUCAUUCUCUACUAUUAUUCUGACAUUUCGCAUCCUUAAAAUAAAGUGGUGAUCCUAACUGACCUAAGACAGGGAAUUUUUACUAGGAUCAAAUGUCAGGAAUUGUGAAAAACUGAGUUUAAAUGUAUUUGGCUAAGGUGUAUGUAAACUUCCGACUUCAACUGUACAUCGGUCUCUGCAUGCAUGACCAGAAUGAACCACUAAAAGCACACCCCAUUUCUGUUUGAAAAUGGAGAAAGCGGAGGAGUUGGACUGUUUGUCGUGCCCAAAAUCUACCUUUAAAGCUGUUUUUGCACAGUAAGGAUACUGGAUUAUAUUAGUAAUAGGUUUUGGGUGACUGUCAGGACCGUUCAAACAAGACCGUACCUAUGAGACAAUCUAGUAACCCUACAUAAGGGACCCUUUUAAGGGAGGAUGUAACGGGUUUAUAGAUCCUGGCGGCCCAUGAUUUGUUGUUUUUGUUUUAGAUACAUUUUCUUAUUUUUUUGCACAUAAGAUUUAAACACCAAAAAUCAGUUCCAAGUGAUUUUAAUUUGAGAUCUGUUCCAAAGUAUUCCCACGCAUAAUAGAGAUGUGAUCGUUAGCAAGUUUUUAAAUUGUUUUGUCUAAUAUCUUUUGGGGAUUCUUGCGGUCUGCAAAUAUUUGUUAUGUUCCGGCCCCCUGACCAUCUGCUCAAGGAAAACUCGUCCCGCGCUGAAUCUAGUUGCACUAUCCCUUUAGCAUAGGGAUCGUUGAGAUUUUGGCAACUAAGACAUGUUAGCCAUGAGUUCAUCUGACUGGGCAGGUAGAAAAAGGCAAAAUAGCUUAUCCCUUUAAUCAAUAUAACUAGGGAAUAGUAAUUGACUUCUGUGUGUGUGCAUGUCACACCUUUUGAAAGAGGGAAUCCUCUUCAUUCUACGCUAACCCCAUGGGCCCUUAUGAUUGCGUUUCACAUUCUGGUUACAGCUAGCAAUUAACACAUCAUGCAAAUUUCAGGUUUUGUGAUGCAAAUUAUAUCAUUAGUGCAGUCACCGUCAUGCACACCAGCUAUAUAUACAUCCUGCUUUGUGCCAGAUUUGCUCAGGAACACAAAUCAGUGUUGAUAUUACAUGGCCAACAUGUUUAUCAGGCUGUGUGUUUUGAAGUGACUCAUUUCUGUCUGAUUGUCAUUGACAGACUGCCGAGUUUUUUGUUGUUGUUGUCCAUUAUUCCUUAGUUUCCUCUGAUCCGCCUCAAAUUGCUACUCUUACUGUGUACGUGAAUAAUAACCAACAUGAGUGUCGCUGUGUUGAUGAACCAAGCCGAUGCCAUAAGGUGUUCCUUGGGUUGAAGUGGCAUAAUUCUGUAAGUCAGAUUUCUAAUCAGCUCAGUUCAUCCACUAAGGCAAUCACUUUCAGAAAAUCUCCUUGGUGUCAUACUCGUUAAAAAGCAUGAUACAAACCUUGGUUACACCUCAGUGACAAGGUGGUGUGUUGUGGAUGGCUAUUGAUUUAGUCAGUGUUAAGUCAAUGUUUGCUACUUGUGCUGUUUUGACAACCCCACAUUAAUAAAACAUGGGAUGUGGAUCAGCUCAAAUAGCACUACUGAAAAUAAUUUCAGGGUGAGAACAAAAAACUGGGUGACAUGGAAGAGCGUUAAUGACUAUCUGCAGUGUGGCUUUAUGGGACGUCAUUAAACAUGGAUUUAAGCUAA